UACCAUUGAUGCCCAUCCCUAGAAGUGGGUAUUUAGAGGUCUCAGCUGGAAUUUCACCUAUCGGUGCCAAUAUGUGGAUCAAUAAUCAGAGCUCACUAGAUGAUUUUAUCUUAUUGGGAUUCUCUGAUCACCCCUGGCUGGAGACACCACUUGUAAUCUUUCUGGUGGCUUACAUUUUUGCCCUGUUUGGAAAUAUCUCCAUUAUCCUAGUUUCCCGCCUGGAUCCCCAGCUUGACAGUCCCAUGUACUUUUUUGUCUCUAAUCUAUCCCUUCUGGACCUCUGCUAUACUACCAGCACUGUCCCACAGAUGCUAGUCAACCUUCAGGGACCAGAAAAGACCAUUAGCUACGGUGGUUGUGUUGCCCAACUCUGUAUUUUCUUGCCCUUGGGUUCUACUGAAUGCAUACUUCUAGCCAUCAUGGCCUUCGAUCGUUAUGCUGCUAUUUGCAAGCCCCUUCACUACCCAAUCAUCAUGAACCAGAGACGCUGUAUCCACGUGGCCACUGGGACCUGGAUUAGUGGCUUUGUUAACUCCCUUGUGCAGUCCACUCUCACAGUGUUGACCCCAAGAUGUGGACAGAGGGUGAUGGACCAUUUCUUCUGUGAAGUUCCUGCUCUUUUGAAACUAGCUUGUACUGAUACUCAUGUGAAUGAGGCUGAGCUCAAUGUGCCUGGGGUUUUGCUACUUCUGGUGCCCCUCACCCUCAUCCUGGGCACUUAUGUGUUCAUUGCUCAGGCAGUAAUGAGGAUCCGCUCUGCUGAAAGUCGCUGGAAGGCCUUUAAUACCUGUGCUUCACAUUUGCUGGUGGUCUCCCUCUUCUACUUUACAGCCAUCAGUAUGUAUGUCCAGCCUCCCUCUAGUUAUUCUCGUGACAGAGGGAAGAUCAUGGCUCUGUUCUGUGGGAUUGUCACACCUACACUCAAUCCAUUUAUCUAUACACUGAGGAACAAGGAUGUGAAAGCUGCCCUGAGAAGGGCACUGACUAAGGAAUAUUGAGUCAGGACAAGAUGAUCUCUGAAGAGAAGACCUAAGAAGUAAGGAUGGAUGUGUUUGCCUUUCAAAGAAGAUGUCAGACAUGGAAGUGAUGAGAGAACAGUGUAUCAAGUGUCGUAAAGUUCACAGGUGGAACAGGGCCAAGAAAGAAACAAUCAACUCUUAGUGAUCUCCACACAGCACUUAUCCACUUUUGAGACAUCUGUUUUACAAUAUUGAAUCUUACCAAGUCAUAUCACUU
This is a messenger RNA of Eubalaena glacialis (North Atlantic right whale), 1236 nucleotides long. RefSeq names its product olfactory receptor 2B6-like. NCBI's taxonomy places the organism in Eukaryota, Metazoa, Chordata, Mammalia, Artiodactyla, Balaenidae. The record is from RefSeq and is a predicted model, not a curated record. Gene Ontology annotation, biological process: G protein-coupled receptor signaling pathway. Gene Ontology annotation, molecular function: olfactory receptor activity; G protein-coupled receptor activity. Gene Ontology annotation, cellular component: membrane.